GUCCAGUCUCUGUGUCCUCCAGCCAUGGGUACAGCGGUUUAGGGGGGCGCCGCACACGGACAGACCCAGAGGGGCGCCAUCCAAAGACACCAUCACAUCAACAGGAAGAAAUCGUUGGUUUCAUCUCGAAGGGGAGGCUGUGGGGGUGUGACCAACUGCUUGAGGGGAAAACCUGUCAUCUCGGGGAAAAGGAAUAUCUCUUUUAUUCCAUAUUUCAUUAAUCAUCCCUCUUCUCACAUUUUCCCCAUGGUAUUGCUGCACUCAUUUGGAUUAUAAAGACUCUUUUUGGGACAAUUUCAGCAACCAAGUGCAAGCUUUUGGAUUAUCCUCUGAGGUCGACUCUGUCCUUUACCAUCCCAGGGAUCUACCUGCUUAUCCCCUUCACCUGGAACAAAUUAGAUGAGCUCAACCUGCUAAUAACUCACCAAACAACAAGCGCAAGGCCUGCACUGACCACUGACCAUUCCAGCAGCACAAUUUGUGCAACACUGAAACCAACUUCUUGUGAGCUUGUUUGUCUCUUUGCAUGCAGCUGGCCACCUCUGGAUAGACUCCAUUUUUGACCAGAAUUGACUCCCUGCUGUUCUGUCCAGCUCCCCGUGUCUUACUUUUCCUCUUUUGUCUUUGUGCUGUGCAUAGCAGUGAGCCAUGGCUCUGUUGAAGAUGAAGUUCACCCAGCAGAGGCGGGUGCGUCUGGCCCAGGGCCUGUGGCUGCUGUCCUGGCUGGCAGUCAUGUGUGGGGCCUUCAUCUUCUGUCUGGGGGUUUACCUUAAGACAGAGCUGCUUCGUAGGGACGAGGUGAUGGACAACACAGAGAUCCAUGUGGUGCCCAACAUCCUGAUGAUGGUGGGUCUGGCCUCCAUCGGCACCAACUGGGUUGCCAGCCGUGUUUGCCAGGACUCCUUGGACGCGAGCCGCUUCCCCCGUUGGAAGGUUCUCCUGCUGGCCUGGUUUGCUGUAGCCGCGCUGCUCUGUUGUCUGCUUAUCGCUGUGGUGGUGCUCAGCUACGCCCUGCAGGGACGCCUGGAGGAGUCCCUGAAGGUGGGCCUGAGGAAUGGUAUUCGCUUCUACAAGGACACAGAUGUACCUGGACGAUGUUUUCAGAAGGAGACCAUUGAUCAUCUGCAGAUGGAAUUCCGCUGUUGUGGCAACAACAACUUCAAGGACUGGUUUGAGGUGCAGUGGGUCAGCAACAGAUAUCUGGACUUCACCUCAAAGGACGUCAAAGAUCGUAUUCGGAGUAACGUGGACGGGCGUUUCCUGUUGGAUGGCGUUCCUUUCAGCUGCUGUAACCCGGCCUCCCCUCGCCCCUGCCUGCAGUACCACCUGACAGAUAACAGGGCCCACUACAACUAUGAGUACCAAUCAGAGGAACUCAACUUAUACAGCCGUGGCUGCAGGCAGGCUCUGAUCGACUACUACAUGGACUUGAUGAACUCAACUGGCCCCGGUGUGCUGUCAGUUAUCCUAAUACAGAUGUCGGUGCUUCUGAGCCUGCGGUACCUGCAGACGGCCGUGGAAGGAGCCAUGGCUCUGGAGAACCCGGAGGGUGAAAGCGAGGGUUAUCUUUUGGAGAAGGGCGUGAAGCAAACCUUCGAGGAUUGCAAAGCCAAGGUCCUCGACAUGCUAAAGUUUGCGCAGGUUGAUGCUGCCGACGCCGAAGUGUCCCCCGGGGCUGCAGACGCUGAGAAAACAGUUGAUAACACCACGGAGAAGGCGGCCUCCCCUACUCCUGCCAGCUAGAGGGGAAACAUGAUUUAAACAUAAGAUGAGGAGGAAGGGAUGCAGGAGGAGUAGAUGUAUCUGAGGUGUUUUUCAUUGUGUGAGUUGGUUGGUGGCAGGUGGGACACCUGUUGGGUUUUUGACACGUUAGGCUUGAGUUAUAUUCCACCAGUGCAGCAGCUACAGCUCCCUCGCACAUGGCCAAAACUGGGCAACACACUGGGAAUCUUAUCAGGCCCUGCACAGACACCAAAACAAACAUCUCCUCUGUGCAGGGUCGUGUGAAAGUGUAACCAUCAGACAAUCUAUUGUGGAGAUGCAUAGAACUUUUUGUUGUGUCUAGAAGAGAGUACGUUCAGUUUCAACAGGCGUAGCUUAAACAUACACAGUCGAGUUUUGACAUUCUGGCUCAAAUUUGGCAAAGUCCCCAUCACAUGAUGCUAAAGUUCAUCCCAUGUGCACUGUAUUUUUCAUCUCAGAGCUGUAGAAUUUGUACUAAACUGCAAUGAAAUGCUUAGGAACUUGUUAAACUGGCAACGCACAUGAAUUAUAUAUUAAAGGUAGAAGUUUUUAACUGC
Amphiprion ocellaris (clown anemonefish) is the source of this 2300-nucleotide messenger RNA. It is a transcript of the gene rom1b, whose product is annotated as retinal outer segment membrane protein 1b. NCBI's taxonomy places the organism in Eukaryota, Metazoa, Chordata, Actinopteri, Pomacentridae. Bases 649 to 1743 code for a protein of 364 amino acids. Gene Ontology annotation, biological process: visual perception. The record is from RefSeq and is a predicted model, not a curated record. Gene Ontology annotation, cellular component: membrane. The transcript is spliced from 5 exons.